AUCUAGAGAAACAAAAAGAACCGUUAAAAUAGAGACGUUACUUUUCGCGGUUUCUUCUCAUUCAAACAUUCGAAAUUCGUCUAUCAAUCGACUAAGCUUAGCAUUCGAUUCCCGAGCGUUGCUUCGAAUCUCCUCCGUCCCGCACCUUCCGCUUUCGAUUCCCUCCUUCGUUUUCCUGCUGCCUCAUUCACAUUUCAAGUUUUGUUUCUUUCCUUAAUAGAGCACCAAACACACUCUGAUUCCGCUUCGUAAUUAAUGUAUUCUUUGGAAUUAAAUGAGUUUCUUGCCUUUCUCGAAAUGCGUUGUUCUCGUCUUUGCACUUUCAGUUUUCGUCUAUCACUGCUAUCACGGGGAUCAGUAGCACAGUUUAGCAUUUUCUUACUUGGAAAUUCUUUAUUUCGUUUGAACUUUUCACUUGCCCUUUCAAUUCUGGGGCCGAGUUCUUUAUUUAUUUUGUCUGUCUUUUGUUGGUUGCUAAUUUUUUCAGGGAAUCAGUCGGCACACGACCUCAAGUUCUUGGUCUUUGGUAAUUUCUGAACUUGAACUUGAUCUGGGAAUGACUCGUACGAUCGCUAAGUAAACAGCAAAUUUCUUCCUCUUUUUUUUCUUUUUUGGGUUUCUCAAUAGAUUCAGUAUGUCUAAAUCGACGGAAAAAUUAAGGGAAAUUGAUAUUUCAGCCGGUGUGGGGAGGAGUAAACAGUCAUCGAAUUAUGAGAAUACUAGUUCUGCUAAAGGGAAGGCUAUAUCUAUCUAUCCUCCUAUAGAAGGGCAUUUGAGUUCAACUCCUCAGGAGUACAACAAAUUUUCAUUCUCAAACAUAAGUUAUAAGUUACGAAGCAGUUUUCGGGGUUCAAUGAAGAGAACUAGAAGCAGUGAAAAUUUGGAAGCAGUUCCUGAAGGAGCUCUUAAUCCAAGAGAUGAUCAAAUUGUUCAGUCCUUCCGUGAAUUGCUUUUUGUUGAGGGCCAUCUUCCAGGGAAACACGGAGAUGAUCACACCCUCUUACGAUUUUUGAAAAUGAGGGACUAUGAUCUGGUGAAGGCAAAAGAUAUGUUUUUAAAGUACCUUAAGUGGCGGGAAGAAUUUCAAGUUGACAAGAUUGUAAAGGAAUUUAAGUUUGAAGAAUACAGAGAGGUUAAGAAAUGCUAUCCACAUGGAUAUCAUGGAGUUGAUAAGUAUGGUAGACCACUAUACGUAGAAAGGACUGGAAUGGUAGACCUUAACACCUUCUUGAGAGUGACCACUAUUGACAGGUUUGUGAAGCACCAUGUGUCUGAACAAGAGAAAACUUUGCACUGGAGAUGCCCUGCAUGUUCAGUUGCAGCAAGAAAGCAUAUAGCUUCCACCACCAGCAUCUUAGACGUGAAGGAUGUGGGACUUGCUAAUUUCUCAAAGCCUGCAAGGCAGCUCUUCACGGAGAUUCAAAAGAUUGACAGCAAUUAUUACCCUGAGACACUGCAUCGACUUUUUAUUGUCAAUGCCGGAUCUGGUUUUAGGGCCCUCUGGAGAGCACUCAAGGCUUUUCUUGAUCCACGGACAUUAGCAAAGAUUCAAGUGCUUGGCAGCAACUACCGAAGUAUUCUGGUUGAACAUAUUGAUCCAAGCAACUUGCCAAGCUUCCUGGGCGGAAACUGCACGUGUUCUGACUAUGGUGGCUGCCUGUUGAGUGAUAAAGGACCCUGGAAUGAUCCUGAAAUUACAGAAAUACUUAGGGCACAGCUUGACACUACAGAGGAUAAUGAUAAUGGUGGAAGGAAUGGUACGGGUUCCAAAGAAGAUUUGGUCUCCAAUACAGAAAAUGUCCCGAUCAAAGAUAACUAUGAUCUAUCUCCGGUAAAAGAUGAAUAUCUCAGCUUCAGGGAAAUGACAGUUGCUAAUAGGUCUAUGUCACAAAAAUUCCAGGAUUUUGAAGCGGCAGCAAAAGACGUCGAGACAAAAACCAAGGCAUUGGAAUAUGCUUUUGAGGACACCAAGGCUGCCUUGCAAGGACUGAUAUUGCUUGUGGAAGAGCUGAAAAGAUGAACUUAUAUUGCCCAUGGAGAUCUAAGCUGACUAUCCUGUCUUUAUCGUUUCUUUUCCCAUGAUUCUUUCAAACUUCAUUGUAUAGUCUGUUAUAAGGUCGAUGAACAUCUCAUUGGAGCUGAGAGCAUUCUCAAAAUUGUCUUGCCAUUCCCCUAAACUUCAGGUGUCGCGUACAUUCAUAAGAUUCACUCACACUCACUUCUAUAAAAUGGGUAUUCCGGGCCUUUUCAGUUAAUAAUGCACAUAACCGUCAAUUAUUACCCCUGGAAAAUGUUAAGGAAAACACCAUUGUUUCUGAAUCUGGCUACCUUUCCGGCUUUUUAGAGCCAUAAAUUUGGCUAAUUAAUGAACGCUGGUUGUGAAAAAAAAGGGUGGCUUAAAACCCCGGUCAUGUCAUAUGUUUGUUUUCUUUUGCUUUGUAGUUAACAUAUCUAUAGAAUAUCAUGUAGCUGCCUUUAUAUAUAAUCUAGAAAAUGUCUUACUAGUUACACUGUAAUUUCUAUUUCAGGUAUGCUCGAAGAGAAAGAUGACAUGGUUAUACUGCGAAAUGAAUUAUAUUUAUGCAUGUUUCUGUUGAAUGAUGUAUUUUUUAUUUUCUAUUUCUACACACACACACACACACACAUGUUUCUAGAU
Messenger RNA from Diospyros lotus (date-plum), 2656 nucleotides. Its product is annotated as phosphatidylinositol/phosphatidylcholine transfer protein SFH11. The coding region runs from base 635 to 2020 and encodes 461 amino acids. NCBI's taxonomy places the organism in Eukaryota, Viridiplantae, Streptophyta, Magnoliopsida, Ericales, Ebenaceae. The record is from RefSeq and is a predicted model, not a curated record. The transcript is spliced from 11 exons.